AUGCAUCCCAGGUUACACCUCUCCCACCUCCCCAUCCUGCUGGGUCUUCUCCUCCUGGUGUGGGGGCCUCAGGAGUCCAGGGCCCAGAAUGACACAGAGCCCAUCAUCCUGGAGGGGAAAUGUUUGGUCGUAUGUGACUCCACUCCUUCCUCUGAGCCCGCUGGUAACGCUCUGGGCAUGUCGGUCCGCUCCGGCUCAGGACGAGUCGCCUUCUCUGUCAGCCGGCAGACCAACCACGAGCCCACAGACAUGAGCAACCGCACCAUGAUCAUCUACUUUGAUAAUAUUUUGGUGAAUGUGGGAACUCAUUUUGACCAAGAGAGCAGUGUUUUCCUGUCACCAAGACGAGGUGUGUACAGCUUCAACUUCCAUGUCGUAAAGGCCUACAACAGACAAACUAUUCAGGUCAGUCUGAUGCUGAAUGGCUGGCCGAUGAUUUCAGCAUUUGCCGGGGACCAGGACGUGACCAGAGAAGCAGCCACAAACGCCGGCCUGGUGAUCAUGGAGAAGGGGGACAAAGCCUACCUGAGACUGGAGAGAGGAAACCUGAUGGGAGGCUGGAAGUACUCCACCUUCUCUGGGUUCCUCGUCUUCCCUUUGUGAGGAAUGUGGAGGAAGCCUUGGGAAGACCAUGGGAAGAUCAUUAGUAAAAAAUAAGAGAAGGAAGGAAGGCCUCAAAAUGUAACCCUUUAUACCAUGCAUGAAAGGAUGUGUUUUAUGCAAAAUGAGAUAAACAUAACUAACUUAAAGCCAAAAGAAAAGAAUGAGGGGAAGAACUAAAGUAAUC
Notolabrus celidotus (New Zealand spotty) is the source of this 787-nucleotide messenger RNA. It is a transcript of the gene cbln12, whose product is annotated as cerebellin 12. Gene Ontology annotation, molecular function: protein binding. NCBI's taxonomy places the organism in Eukaryota, Metazoa, Chordata, Actinopteri, Labriformes, Labridae. Gene Ontology annotation, cellular component: synaptic cleft; glutamatergic synapse. The record is from RefSeq and is a predicted model, not a curated record. The transcript is spliced from 3 exons. Bases 1 to 603 code for a protein of 200 amino acids.